Messenger RNA from Plasmodium malariae, 849 nucleotides. RefSeq names its product exosome complex component RRP42, putative (gene RRP42). The record is from RefSeq and is a predicted model, not a curated record. The transcript has a single exon. Gene Ontology annotation, cellular component: cytoplasmic exosome (RNase complex); nuclear exosome (RNase complex). Bases 1 to 849 code for a protein of 282 amino acids. Gene Ontology annotation, biological process: TRAMP-dependent tRNA surveillance pathway; nuclear polyadenylation-dependent rRNA catabolic process; nuclear mRNA surveillance. NCBI's taxonomy places the organism in Eukaryota, Apicomplexa, Aconoidasida, Haemosporida, Plasmodiidae.
AUGAGCUCCUCAAAAUACAUUGAAGAUGGCAUUAAUUCAAACAUAAGAGUUGACGGGAGAACAUUAUUAACAUAUAGAACUAUCGAAAUAAACAAGAAUAUAUUGGUAUCAGCAGAUGGGAGUAGUAGUGUUAUGAAUGAAGAAAACAAUGUAAUAUGUGGAGUAAAACUUUCUCUGCUAUCACCUAGUGCAGAUGCAAAUGAUGAAGGUUUUGUCAAUUUAAAGAUAGACUGCCCUGCAUCUGUAGGUGCAAAUAGAAUAAAGAAAGAACACUUACAAAUUAUGACAUCAAUUAUUUAUGACUUAUGUAUAAAAAACAAUAUUAAUAAAAAAAAAUUAUGUAUUUUGCCUUCAAAAUUUGUUUGGGGAGUUGACAUAAAUGUAAUGGUUUUGAAUGCUGGAGGAGGACUAUUAGACAUUAUUAGCAUAGCAAUAUAUGUAGCUUUAAAUGAUAUGACCAUGCCUAUUGUGAAACCAAAAAAAAAAAUUGAUGAAUUAAAUAUGUUUCAUAACACAAAAUGUAAGGACUAUCAAGUAGAAAUUGUAGAAAACCAGAAAACCAAUUUUCCGUAUGAAAAUAUCCCGAUAUGUAUUUCAAUUGGGGAAAUAAACAAUAAAUAUAUAUACGAUAUGUCAAAGAUUGAAGAGGAAUUAGUUGAAAAUAUUUUUGUAGUGGCUAUUACAUCAAGCGGAAAAUGUGUAGCAUUUCAUAAGCUCUAUGGAAUAUCAAUGGAAAUAUCUUCAAUAUUAAAUAUGACUGAAAAUUCAAUAAAAGUUUCACAUUUCCUCUUUGAGAAAAUUAAUGAAGCAAUAUGUAAAAUACGAACAAGAAGUGCCCUAAUAAAAUAA